Messenger RNA from Pelagomonas calceolata, 1315 nucleotides. NCBI's taxonomy places the organism in Eukaryota, Pelagophyceae, Pelagomonadales, Pelagomonadaceae. The record is from the annotation of a GenBank genome assembly.
GGUACUAGUUGCGACUGCUCUACUGCGCCAGCGCAGCCGCAGCCGCAUCUCUGCCCGCCGCCGCCGCUCGCGAACCAAGCCCAGGAAGGAACAAGGACUGGCCGCACCGCAGCGCGAGACACCGUAGCUCAGGCCAAGGCACUGUAGCUCAGUAAAGAACAACGCCGCGCCAAAGAUGUCGAGCUACGACCGCCCGCCCAGCGCCGACCGCCCGCGCAAGAAGCGGAGCGAGCACAAGAAACGAAGCACGAAGAAGAAGCCCGCGGGUCCCGAGCCCGAGCACCGGAGGCUCGCCAAGCAAUUGAAAGAGUUGGAAGCGCAGGGCAAGAAGAACUCGUCCCAGUACAAGAAGAUUGCGUUAGAUCACCGGAACGCGCUCUCGUCGGCUCUGAGGGAAAUAGGCUGCGAUCUGACGGACGCGGAACUACGAGGCCUCAAUAGGCCCGACGCCGAGGGCGAGGUGCCACUACAUAAGGUAGUGUACGAAUAUUUCGCGCUCCAGCAGGGCGCCAAAGGCUCGACACAAAGAAGCAGGAUGGACGCCUGCGUCACGAAAGCAAGGGCUCUAUGCGAGGCUGGAGCUAGAGUAGAUCACAGGAAUAAAUACGGCGACACCCCAUUAUUAGCCGCUGCGCAAACCGACGCCGCGGAAAUCGCUUCCGUAUUACUAGAGUAUGGUGCCGACUUAACAGCUAAAAACCGGCAGGGCUACGCUCCCCUGUUGAUGGCGGCCUCCGAGAACCGUCCAGCAGCGGUCGCUGUGUUGACGCCCGAGAUGGUCGCGCGACGGAAGUCGUUGGAUGAUCGUUCAGGAGGCUAUGCUGCCCUCCACUGGUGCUGUAUUAAUGAUGCCCCGCAAGCCGUUAAGAUACUCCUCCAACAUAAGGCGGACAAGAACUUGAGGACGGACCCCGACGGGCACACGCCGCUCAUGAAGGCCGCGGCUUACAAUGCGGCAGCUUGCGUUGAAUUACUUUUGAGAGCGCGAUGCGACGCCACGGCCACGGACAAUGAUGGGAGGACCGCCUUGCACCACGCGGCGAAGAACAAAGCUACGCUGUGCGCCCAGAUGUUAGUUGCCAGUGGUGUUCCUGCGGACGUCGUCGACCACCACAACCAGAAAGCUAUAUUUUAUGCGGCCGUCGCGCGGUCGAAGCCGUGCGUUGCUGCAAUAUCGGCUUCUAUUCCGAACUUCUCCAAGACGCCCGAUGCUGCUCGGGUGAAAUUGAUAUUGGAGGGGAAGCGGGUCGCGGCGGACGACGACGAAGAUUUGUCGGGGCAAGGAGGCUGCUUCGGCGUCGGGGGGUGCUUCUAA